AUGAAGUCAAGCAAGCUUUCAUAAAUAAUGUUUAGUAAAUUGUCAAUAAUAUUUAAUUCGAUAUAUUUUUAUCGUAAACUAUUUGUUGUUAGUUCAUACGUAUGUUAACUACUAUAUAAAACAUAACUGUGGCUGAGUUUACCAUGAGCUUCUUUCGUCCAUCAACUGUGCCAUGAAAUGAUUUUAUAAUGGCUACUUCUGAAAAUUGGUUUAAUCGGAGGAAAGGCAAAACCACCAGUGAUGUGUUUAAAUUGGACAUUAAAAACAAAACACCAAAGGAGAAUGUAAUUUCAAUAAUAGAGGGGCUGUACUUAAUGAAACCAUUUCAUCAUGAGGUUUCGCCGACGACCAAAACUGUGCCGAAAGUUACAGUGUUCCGUGGAGCCCAGAGGAGUAGUUCAGACACCCGCAAACUGUCCUACUUGAAUGCAUUGGUAACACUCCUCGGCAAGGAAGACAUCAGCAACCUUGGAUUCACUGCUGAUGAGUUGAUGACAUGUAUAAGAAUAAGCCUGGUGGACGAGUCCAUGGUGUUGAGAGCCGCAGCUUUGAGAGUUCUCCGAUAUUUGAUCAGAACGGAAAGUGAUGUUGCCACAUUCAAUAACCUCAGGUUGCCUUAUCUGGUCACAAGGUCAAUGGACCUCAUGCUCCGCAACGAAGAAGAGCGUGCGCAAGCUCUCCGCGUGGUCCGACGCGUCGUGGCUGUAGUGGGGUGUGUCGGGCCGCGGAGGCUGCGUGCGGCGCGGGUGGACGAGGGGCUUCUGCGGUGCCUUGCAGCCGUGGCUCGGGCUGGCGCUGGUGACGGCUCGCCCGAUCGACUGGCAAGGCCUGCGGUGGCCACACUCGCUGAGAUCUGCGUGCUAAAUCCCGACCUGUUCAUCGCCUGCGGCGGCGUGACGGCAGUGACCCGUCAGCUGGCCGAGUGCGCUACCCCGCACAUGGCCGAGGCACUCUGUGGCGUCCUACUACACACGCUCAACGAGCCCGCCGCCAGGGACGCCGCAAGAAUAGACCUCGCCUGCCUCAGCUUCCCGUACUGCGACUUCCACAACCGGCCGCAGGGGGACGCCAACAAGGAUGAACGAGAGAUGCGGUUCACCUGCAGCCGGCUAGCCUUACUCUGCGUGUUACGCAGCUGGCCCGGCUUGCUGCACUUCUGCCACCCGCGCAACACCGGCGGCCUGCGCGCCAUGGUCUCCGCGCUGUACCUGCCGCGGCUGGAAGUCAGGAAAGCGAUAUUAGAUCUGUUGUACGAGCUCGUUGGGUUGCCGCAGCCAGAGUGGACGGACGAGAUUUCUGUGGCAUUAGACGCUGUUGAUCCCUCUGACUUCCAAGACUCCUGGCGACUGAACGAGGGUUUCGUGGCCGCGGAGGGCACCGCCAUUCUACCUCACCUCAGCGCGACCGGCUCUGACAUCACCGAGAUCCAUCUCGCGCUGCUACUCCAAUGCUUUCUAGAGGCCGGUUUACUAGACGGGCUGACGGAAGUGAUAGUGACGAGCGACACGUUCAUAUCCGUCCGCGCGACGGUGCUGCUGGGGCAGCUCCUGCACCUCGUGCACGCGCUGCUGCCGCCGCAGGCGUGCGGCGUGACGCCCGCGCUGCCGCAGCUCCUGUCGGCGGCGGCGGGCGGGCGGCCGCAGGCGCUGGCCGCCGUGGCCGCGCUGCGCCGUCUGCACGCCAUCCACGAGGCGCGCCCCGCCACGCACUCCCUCUUCCUCGACCACGUCGUGCAGUACUGCAGCGGCGCCUACCGCCACCCUCCCCCACCCGAACGCUCCAGGACCAGGAAGGAGAUAGACGACGCCGACGUGGCCAAACCGAGACCCUUCAUGUACAAGGACGACAGCGUAGAGUUCCUCGACGACUCCGACAACGACGAGCCGAAACGCCACAGCGUCGGCUCCCGCGCCGACGUGGCCAACCGAAACUACGGUGUGUUAGUGAAAAGCAAAAGUGUGAGCUCGCGGACGGGGGCCGCGGUGAGCAAAGUGACCAAGUCGGCCAAGUUUUUCAAUCUGUUCGAUCGGGAUAGUGACAAUCUGAUUCGGUGCACGCUGGUGAUGCAGAAUAAGGACGGCAACACGUGGAACUGGGAGUUCAUCAGAACUAUUUUGAAGGAGAACGAUACCGCGCCACUCCUGAACCUAUGCGACAGUGGACACAAAGCGUGGGUCGCUCGCAUCGUCAACUACCUGAAGCCGUCCUCCAACAAGUACUCGCACACGGACCUGUCUACCACCUCCAAUGGCCACUCUGCCACCAGGGCCGGCUGCCAGCUGAUUAGACACCUGCUGCGACAUAACGACGCUGACUCUCAAAGACUACUCGAAGAGCUCUUCUGGGACGUGAGCCGGCAAGUCGAAGCCAUCGAAACGGGCCGCCGCGCGCACGAGUGCCUCUUCAGCCCGCAACACAUGAGUAACACGAUGUGCCAGAUGUAUUUCCUGUUUAUCGGGCAACUGUGCCACUCCCACGCUGGGCUGGACCUGCUCAAGCAGACCAAGUUGUACGACAACCUCUUGGAACUUUCAACGAAAACCCACCACAGCUGCUACGUGAAACUAGUCAUAUCAAGCCUCGACUACACUCUCGACUCGUACCCACGAGACAUAUUGGCCAAAACCCUGACCUGCAGCAUCCAAGCCUCGAGACUAUACGCCACUCAAUUCCUAACAGUCUUACUAAGAGCUUCGCAGAAAUCUAAGGAGCUUGUUCGAAGAAGAUCGAAAUUGAAAAAGAAUUUGGUUCAAGAGCAUUUGAAGUCAUCUCAAAGGGAGGAGGAGAGUAGUGGAGUAGAUAUGGACACCUGGUUGCUGCAGAUGCUUAUAGCGCAACUUAAGGACGAGUCCAAGUCGGUCGUCAAAUGCGCCGUCAUGGCGUUAGAGGAAGCCUAUAGCGUACCUGCCUUAUUAGAGAAGCUAGUGCUUCAAAGGGACGUGCUCGCCCACAACUGCCGCUUCGACAAGAACACUGAACCCUCUGCUCUGGAUUUGUCUGUGGCUGGAGACCGGGGCUAUCUCAUAUGGCUAGGACUUGAAAUCGCAGCCGCCGCUCCCUCCCAGGAUCUGAAGGCGAAGGCGUUUAUUAAGAAACAUGUGGAUUUCUGGAUCAAGAACUACAAUUACAGAUACGUGCGACUGGUGGAGGCGGCGAUACACGACGCGCUGGCGUUGUGCUCGGGCGGCGGCGGCGCUCGCGCGCGCGCGCGGCGCACGGCGCGCCCGCCGCCGCACGCGUUCACCGCUCUCGCACGCGUCUCGCACCUGGCCCGCGCCAUGCUGCCGCAGGCGCUGCAGCCGGCUCUAGCGGUAUGUACAGAUGCUAGCGACUGGUACAGGCGGCGAUACAUGACACACUGGCGUUGUGCCUCGCACCGGGUACCGCAGGCGCUAGCGACUAGUGGACAGCCACCGCCGCACGCACUCGUGAUUAAUCCUACAGACAAAGUGUUACAACGCAAAACCUGCGCCACCGAGCAAGAGAUAAUGGACGUGAAAGCGUCUCUCUGGGCCGUCGGUAACGCGGCUUUACACCCGCUAGGGCUCCAGCAACUGCUCUCACUGACCAACCCAAGUGAAGAGUCGAUCCCAGUCCGGAUUGUGUCACUGGCGAAGCAUUGUCCGGUGUACUCGGUUCGAGCAACGGCUUUCUAUGUGCUUGGAUUGAUUGGGAGCACUUACGAGGGGGCUAACUUGCUGUCGGACUUAGGUUGGCUGUGCGUGCGACAUACGAGGCACGACCAGUUCCCUAUAAUCCAGGACGAAUUCUACGCCGUCCUCGACCCCAAACUCAACUUCAUCGCGUCCCCCGAACGCCGGUUCCAAGUGUUCGACGCGGAAGCCAGCGAGCACUCCGACCACACCGACCUUAGCGAGAGCCUGCACUCUGAGAUAUCUAAGCCUAGUAAAAUACACGAACUGAGCCAAGACAUGGUCGAUAGCAAGCUCAACAUCAAGGAACCGGACAAAAGAAAAUCACACACACUCCCAUCUCAAGGAGCUUCCAUAAGUCGCACGCUUAUGACCGAGUCUCGAACGGUCGACAUACUAAGAGAUUUCGAUCGGCCGCAUAGAAACCCCGCGGAAAGACUGAUCGGUAGAAUGAACUCUUUGGAGCACGCUCAUGAGGGCAGAGUGAGAAAUACUAGUGAGUCGAGCACGAGUGGCGUUAGCAGCUGCGAUUCUGUGCUCGGGAAAUAUACUAUUCCUGAUCGAGUUCUAACGCUAAGCCCCAUACCAAGCUCGUCGAGUCUAUACGGGAUGAAGGGCAGUAGCGGCUCGCACCGGCCGCGGCUGUCGGAGACGCAGCGACGGACGUCCAGCUCAAGUUUCACAGCUCCAGAUGUAUCGAGCUCGCCGCCCUCUCAGUUAGACAUGAGUGGAUAUGCCACCUUAAUAUCACUCAAUAAACACAGACGACCACACUUAUCAGAGAGCGCAGCGUCGGGCUCAAGUGAUAUGGACGACCUAAGCUGGCUACUUUCCGAUACCCAUCGGCGUAGCAAACCUUUUUCUUCAUUGAGGGACCGUGCCAAGUCGACCAGGGAGAGGAUGGCCAAAUUAAGCCUGUUGGACUACGACUGGAAGCCGCUCGCGGUAGCGGAGAGCGGGACGGGAGAGACGCGCGCGCCCCGUCUCACUCCCACGCUGGCCGCGCCCGCGCCCGCCGCCGCCGCCGGCCCGCCGCCGCACUACAUCGGCAUCUGUCUGCCGCGCGACCUGCACGCGCUGUUCCCGAGUGAACUGCACGAAAUCGAUGCCGAUGAGAAAGACCCUCUGAAAGUGAACAAAUCCUCAACGUUAUUGAAUGACGCCAGCAUCGCUAGCACUGAAAAGCCACGAUCAAGUAAAUGUCUCGAAGUAGACGUCUCAAGCUCGACGGACAUCUCCCGAAUCUCCAGCGCGACAGUCACCAGCAGAACGCUAACCGACAAAAACAAAGACGCAAAGGAAAACGAAAAGAUCGAACGACAAAGCAGCGUGGAAAGAAGCGUCAAUGACUCUAUUUCGAAUAUCGAUAAGGAAGGCAAGGAGACUGAUGGGAGGUGGAAGCACGCGGCCAACGAGUGCUUGGCUUGUGUUCGGACAAGGCCGCCGUCUUCGCAUGAGCUGAGAGAAGCGUUCUUCCUUGGUUUAGAAGGCGGUUCCGGCGACAACGCUCGCGUGACGAGCGCCGCUGCCGAAGGCUCGCGCGCGACUGGCAGCACGCCGCAGGCCGAGCUGCUGAACCACGUGCGCUGCAUGUCCAACCCUAUCUACCUGCGGCAGACGCGCUCCGCCGUCCUAACGCUAAAACAGAAGCACCCAGACGUGUUCCGCAGCGCGUGCGUCUACUCCGACGUGUGCGGGCAGCUCGCGCGCGCCACCUACCUCAUGUGCGCUCGACGGUUCCUACACGAACUAUUCCUAGACGCUACCUUUGAGUGCUUCGCUGAUGAACCGAGAGCGUUACUGGCUAGGCAUGCGCCUAUCACGACAGUGCCUGAAGCUAAAGAGUAGCGUUGGUGAAAGGAUUACUAUGUGGCAACGACUUGGUAUAUUUGAGGUAUGGUCGGUUCGUUAUGAUUUUAAUUUAAUGGCAAAAGAAUGCAGUAUAUUAUUUGUAUUUUGAAGACUGUAGUUUAACCUACCUCAUGUGCGCUCGACGGUUCCUACACGAACUAUUCCUAGACGCUACCUUUGAAUGCUUCGCUGAUCAACCGAGGGCGUUACUAACUAGGCAUGCACUCCAAGGAGUAGCGUUGGUGUAACACGGAACUAUAGCAGAGAUGGAAAGGAUAUUUGGCAUCGACUUGGUAUCUUUGAGGUAUGGAUGGUCCUUUCUCAUUUUUCUUUCAUUGUAGCUAGGAGUUAACUAUUGGAAUUUUGAGAAGAACAUACUAACCUACCUCAUAUGCGCAUUUUACUCAAACUCUUCCUAGAUGCUACCUCCUACCUUCGUAUGCUGUUGCCUCGACAUGUGCCUAUAAACCUGGACCCUGAGACAAAGGAGUAGCAUAUGAAUGACCAGGAAAAUUGCAAAACAGGCAGGUUUACCGAAUAUAGCAUCGCAUUGGUAUCUUUAAAGUUUGGACUGUUCUAAAUAGUUUUUCUUGAAUGGCAACAAUGAUGAAGUAUUGGGAUUUUGAAGAGUAACCUACCUCAUGUGUGCACGAUUCCUACACGAAAUGUUCCUAGACGCUAUCUUCGAAUACUGAUGGACUGCGGGCACUACUAGCCAAGCACGCGCCAACGACCGUGCCUUAAGUGAAGGAGCACUGUUGCGACCCAGAUUGAUGGAACUAAAAGCGACAUUGACUUUGAGGAAGAAAAAAACACUCAGAAUAUCAGAGAGAAAUGUGUAUGUAUGCCGUCGGCGUCAUCGCUAGUUAUCUGUUGAUGUCACUUUUUAGUUUAGAAACAAUGCUUUGGGACGUUGGCAGACAUACAAUCGUGUCAUUAUAAUCUACCAUACGGAAUAUUUAUCUCAAUGUAUUAACUGAGUGUAAAUGAACGAUUCAGUCACGCGGGAAACGAGUAUUUGGGCCUAGUUCAUUCGGGACGGAUUACAAAAUACAGAAGACUGACGCUCAGUUACUUUUUGCUAUAUUUUCACUGAAGCUUAAUAUUAUUGACAUUGGACUUCUAGAUAAUUAAAAAAGUUAUACCCAAUUUAUUUUGACAUAUUUUUCAGCCAGAUAAUCUUAUAAUUUUUGUAUCAAAUAGAUCCUAUCAAUAUUAUAAAUGUGUUGUCCGAAAUCUGUAUUUAAUCGUCAAAUUUUGUGUUGUCCCUGCUGUGAACACGGCCUGAGCCUCGCAAACGUCAGACCAGGGUAAGUUAGCAGCGAUUUUGAUAGCUUAUUUUAAACGCAAAUCUUCUACAGUACACGUAACACGUUUACUCUAUAAAAUCGCUGCUAACAUAGCUUGACCUGGGUGCGUAGCCGAAUGGCACAAACGCUCACGAAACGAAACGCUCGUAGACAUCUCUAUCGCUCUUGCGUAUUGGCGCGACAGAGCAAGACCUCCUUUCGCGGCUUUUCGUUUCGCUUUGGAGAAAUGCCAUUCGGCUACGGGGCCUGAUUACAUUGGUUGUUGAACUAAUAAUCCGCGCCAUAUUGAUAUUACCAUGACGGUAUGACUUCCUAUUUUAGUGGUAUUACGGCCGUGUAUUAUUUUUCUAUGUGUACAGAAAGAUUAUGUUAUUUAUGUUAUGAUAUUUGUAGCUGCGGGAGCCGGUAUGGGAUUGUACCUAUCAAACGAUUAUCAGAUAUAUGGGAAACUCGCAUAAUGCACCUUUACUUUUCCGCUUACUUUAGCUACUUAGUUCUAGAGAGUAAAAAUAAGUGUCUUCUUCUUCUUCAAACAUAAGAGCUGUGCUCUGGUUGGUAGAACAACCCCGAACUCGUUUCGUCCUGUCUUCUCUCUCCAGGUGUCGGUAUAUCUAAUCGUUUAAUAUCUAACUAAUUUGACCUGCACUUGACUUAAAUGUUUUAUGAAUCAAGUGACUUUAAUAAUAGUUGCGCUUGUGUGAUUGACCCUUUUCUGGACAUCGUCACAAAUUGAUCGGCUACCCGCAGUGAUUAAAAUAAGUUAAGUAAGGUUGUAUAUUAUGUUAUAAACUGAAUCUAAUAACCUGUUUCCAUCAGAGCUUCCAAUGAAAUAACACCAGAUCAUCUAGCAAGUAGGUUAACGAAAUGUUUCAACACUGAAGUCUUAUAAAUAAAGUCACGGGAGCUCUUGGUUUGACGCGACCCAUAAUCUGCUUUGUAAUAUACAGCGAUCUAUAAAUUAUUUAUUUGUGUGUUGUACAUUAAUAGUUAUUGAUUAAUUUUAAUAUUUAUAACUCGCAGCAAACUAAGGGCCUCGUGACGCAAAAAUGUUUAACUCUCACUUGAAGUAUCAGAGUAUUACGGAAUAAUCAUAUUUAUAAGUGGAAAUGCUAGAAUUCUGGUUCUAUUUUGGUCUCAACAAGCUCUUAACCUUUUGAACGCAUCGUCAAAAAGAAAAAGUUGCCUUUGGGAUGUCAUGCCUUCGCACCUUAUACUUACUAUGAAUAGUAAUAGCCCUUUCAAGCGAGCAAUGCUUAUGUGGCGACGUCUAUAGACGUUGCUCGCUCGAAAGGGAUUCUCGUAAAAAGUAUAGACAGCUUGUGCUUUUGUCAAAUGCCACAGUGUGUAUAUAUAUAUAUAGCUGUGAUGGCGUCCGAGGCAAGCUUCUCCACAGACGGGUAUAACAGACGGAGCGUUCAAAAGGUUCCAUACAUGCGUUCCUCGCUAACUAAAGUCGCUCACUGCCUGUGUUCAAUAUCGAUAAAUGAAUUUAUACCUUAAUUACGAAUCUACACUUGCAUUUAAAUAUUAUUAAUAGUAAAUAUAGAAAUACCCAAUGGUCAGCUAUUUGCUAUAAAGUUACAUUUUUGUAAUAGUAUCUGGCAGGACUAAUUUAUUCCUAUAUUAGGCAUUAAGUUUUGCCAGUCGUCAUGUAACUUCAGAGUUUAGGUGUUGUAGAAUAUUCAGCCUCGCUAGCUUUAUCGUGGAUAUAAGUUUUAAAAUUAGAUUUUUGUAUCCACAGCCAAAGCCUAGCGCUAUAAACUGCAAGAAUGUUUGCCCGCACACUAUCGUGUUGGCCACGUAUGUGUUCCGCUGUACUCCAUUUCAAAUACGAAGGCCCGAUACUACUUAAAACUUAACAAAAGGCCUUAUAAUGUUUCCCUCACUAGCUCCGAAACAAGUGUUUUAUCUUUUAAUGCCAGCGGGUAAAAACGCAUUUUAUCCACUAGUGUAUUAAGUAAUUUAACCUUGAAUAUAGUCACAUUUUCUAUUUUAGACUCAACUAUAGAAUCCUUUCACUUGCUCGUUUUUCAAUUCCACGCUACAAUACAACUUUGCACCCUUGUAUAACAUAUGACUAUUGCCUUUUGUUAUCUUAUUAGGAGCACUUCAAAGUUGGUGCAAACUGCAUACAACAAAAGCGAAAAUAAACCGGAAGUAUGUGUAUAAUACCACGCCGAAAAAGGGCCUAGUGCCUGGUAUCUUUUGUUUUCACUAAUCCUAUUGUUAACGCCUAACGACCGUCUCAAGUGUUAUCGGGCCUCCGUAUUUGAAAUGCGGUAUCCUCAUGACAAUAGCCAGUAUUCGCGAUGACUGAAAUCACCAUUCCCCCUCGACUUUAGUGUAUUUUAGUAACGUGUCCCACCUAUGCAUUCGAUACAUCUUCCUACUAAUGUACCUAUAGUUUCAAACCAUACAAAUACAUGUGACUGCACCUUGUGUUCAAUGAAUAUUUCUUAUCUUUGCAUUUAGUAUUUUGUUAGUUCUUUUUAUGAUUAUGAACUUGUUGUUUUUAUGUUGAACUCAAACGUUUUAGGUACCUAGUAACUUAUGUCGUGUUUAAUUAUAACUAUUACGAGUAAGUAUUAUUCAUGCAAGAAGGAAAGUCACAGCUACUAUUUGUUAUUUAACUGUUUGUUAUGUAAUCUACGCCUAAUGUUAUUUUCGGGGCUAUUCUAUAAGUAAUUUAUAAAUGUUCAAUUCAAUAAUAUGAUUCAGUAUUUUAAAACUUCACUUUGUGUUAGGCCUUCUUUGCAUUACAUUAGAAAGGCUUGAUUAUCAUUAAUUUGUAACAGUCUCCGAUGGAUUGAGUUUUAUAAUAUAUCAACACUAUAUAAUUAAUUUUUGAUUGUCACUGUUACUCUUUAUGCAAUUUAUAUAGACGGUCAAGCAAAUAUUUUCUCUAAUAAAACGUGAAUUCAAAUUUCAUGGGACGACAAACCUUCGCCACUACAUUUUUCUAAACCGCCUUCUCAGUGACAAGGUUUGCUUGACCGUUUAUAAUUUUUAUUACUUACUGAAUGAUGUGCAACCUAUAAUAAUAUAAUCUUAUCUAUAUUGUACAUACUUUGAACCCUAAUAUGAUUCUGACUUUUAAAUAACUCCCACCUUAUUAACAGUAUUGAAGAAAGCAAAAUACCCAAAUCUUUAUUUACUAUUUUACUUAUUCCCUGAAUCCUAUUAUAUUAUUUUAAUACAGAAUGAAAUGCCUUCAAUUUUCAGUUUUUUCAUUAUCAGUUAUAGGAUAAUGGAAAUCACGACUGUAGAUAUAUAUUUUAUGUAUAUUUAAAUGUUAUAAUCCAUAUAGAAUAUAGAGUGGGUCCUGAUAAGGUAAUGCGUGUUGCAUCAUUAAAUUAAAACAAUUUUUGCAAUAACUAUCUAAUAAAAUAUAUUGUAUUUUAUACUGUAA
Molecule: messenger RNA, 10223 nt
Organism: Leguminivora glycinivorella
Lineage: Eukaryota; Metazoa; Arthropoda; Insecta; Lepidoptera; Tortricidae
Gene: rictor
Product: rapamycin-insensitive companion of mTOR
Exons: 24
Coding region: 189-5501 (1770 amino acids)
Biological process (GO): positive regulation of phosphatidylinositol 3-kinase/protein kinase B signal transduction; TORC2 signaling
Cellular component (GO): TORC2 complex
Molecular function (GO): protein serine/threonine kinase activator activity
Source: RefSeq, a predicted model, not a curated record